GCUUGGGCGCUUUUCCCGUGGCGCUCAGCGGCGCGGGCGAUUUGGAAGAAUGGCGGGCAGUUGGUCGCCGGGUUGCAAAGGUUGCUCUUCUACUAGCUGUACGUGUGGCGGCGACAAGGGCAAGUGGGGCGACUCCUCUCUGUUAGGCAGGCGGCUCUCGGAGGACUCGGACCGUCACCAGCUGCUGCAGAAGUGGGCAAGCAUUUGGACCUCCUUGAGCGGGGACCCGUCGGUGGCCUGUGCAGAGAGGACGCGGCGCGAGGAGGCUGUGGAGCCGGCCGAGGAGGAGGACAGGCCGCUGGUGUUUCUGUGCUCCGGCUGCCGGCGACCGCUGGGCGACUCCUUGAGCUGGGUGACGAGCCAGGAGGACACCAACUGCAUCUUGCUACGCUGUGUUUCCUGUAAUGUUUCUGUGGAUAAGGAACAGAUACUGUCCAAACGUAAAAAUGAAAAUGGUUGUGGGAUCUUUGUUAGAACAAGUUGUACCCUGUUUGCUGAAGCACCGGCCUUUCGCUGUUGCAGUGUUCUGGAGACGUUGUACUGCUCUGGGUGCUCGCUCCACCUCGGUCACAUCUACAGAUGCACACCCAAGAGCCUCGAUUACAAAAGAGACUUGUUUUGCCUCAGGGUUGAAGCCAUUGAAAGGCCAGUUUUUCUCUUCCUGCGUAUUGUCUGCACCACAGCAUCCCCUAACCUCAGAGAGCCGGGCACAAUAACUUGGACGAUUACUGUUGAAGUUGCCACAUUGGGUUAUAUUUUAGGGUCCUCGGAAAAGCAAAUCGUGUCAGAAGAGAAAGAACUUUUUAAUCUUGAAAGCAGAGUUGAAAUAGAAAAGUCUCUAAAGCAGAUGGAAGAUGUUUUGAAAGCAUUACAAGCGAAGCUGUGGGAGGUUGAAUCAAAGUUGUCCUUUACCAGCUGCAAAAGCUGAAAUGUCUUCCACGUGCCCCAUUCUGGACUCCCUGCAGGUAGAUGCUUUCUUUUGUAGCAAUUCUAGUCAUUCGAUUUCGCUCGGAAUGGAAAGAAUUCUAAAUGGCCGUAUGAAUACAGCGCACCCUCUUGUAUUGAUCAGAUGAGAAGGAUUGUAGCAUUACUUUUAGGAUACAUUCUUUCCCAAAGUCAAGCCGUUUAAUGAUACUUGCUGAAAUUGGAAUUUUGGAGUUUUUAUUUUGAUAAACUGCUAUGAUUUUCUGUACUGUUUUCUCCUUUGUAUCAAAUUCAUCAUUGUUCAUUUCCUUUCUUAAGAAAAACAUAUUCACCUUGAAUACUUUGGGAAAUAUUUGAUAUUGAAGGACAAGAAAAUCUUGGAGGUUUUUCCACCCACUGUGUGAGUGAAUCUGUGAAGACUAAUGCAUAAAGCUCUGAAGAAACUGGUCAGUUGAGUUAUUUCUCAGAACUGUUUGGAAACUUGCACAAGAGCAGACGAGCAUGUUCCAGUGGUAGCAGAGUUCCACUUGAUCUGUUUGUUUACUACCAUACGCCCCAAAAAAUCUGGAAUAAUAUUCACCAAAGAGAUUAGUAGUCAUCUCUGAGGGUGGGAUUCUAGGGGAUUCUCAGUUUUCUAUAAUGUGGGACUUAGAGUAAACAUGGGCUAUUUUUAAAAUCAGAGAGAGAAUAAAGAUUAAAACAAAGCAUUUUAAAGUUGAUUUUUACGAAACUGAGUUGUGGUAUUUAACUGAACUCGGAAGUCCUGACGCCAUGAGUUGUACAUGUUUACCGGACCGGUUGCACUGGGGAAGGCUGCUCAGGAAUAUAAGGGUAACCCCAGAUUUCUCCAGGCCCCUUUCUGUUUUUGGGUUCAGAUGAGGCCGCAUGACACUAGUACUCAGAACAUAGGAGUAAUUCAACUCGGUUUCUGCUCAGAAGUUCCCUAAUUCUUUCCCAGAAAACUCAAAGUACCCUAACCAAAGGUCCUAAGUCAGAUCAACUGAGUCAUUUAAAGCUAUUGAGUAAUUUUUGACCAGUUGGCAAUAGCCUCUAAUAACUAGAAAUCCGUGAACCCUCUAGGGUAGAAUGCGGGGGAGAGAAAGCACACACCCGUACCCGCUGGCGACGAGAGAGUCCUCUUGCCUCCAUGAGCUUGAUGCAGUCCCGAGUGUCUGUUGCCUUAGGUGCUUCAGGGGCACAUUCAGAAGAGAGGGGAGAGGAUGUCAGCAGCAGGAUUCAGCUGACUUUCUGGUUGCGCAGGUAACAGUACGCCAACAGUCACUUUGGGGGCUAUUCCAAAGACAGGUGGUUUGGCUCCCUAAUUCCAUGAUAUCCUGCUCAUACCGGGACAUGCCAAUCCAUGCGCCUUGAAAAGUGCUCAUUUCACCAAGGAAAACUCAUUUCUAGUCGCCACAGUGCUGACACCUCCCUGUUGUGGGUCAGGAGAGAAGCAUGGCUCCCGUGCCCUAGGCUGCCUCUAGGGCGGGCCUUUGGUCAGCCGUCCCCGGAGCUGUAUGUCCAGGGAGGGUCCUUCACAUGAAGUUAGCUCACCGGUCCUGGGUGCGGAUGGAAAGCUCACACACAUUUUGUCACGUGGUCUUCACUGAAGCAUCUGACCGGAAAUGCCAGGAAACCAUCGUGUUCUUCAUCUUUGGCCUCUGCCUGUGAUGUCACUGAAGGGGUGUCCUUGCCACUGCCGUGGGACAGCGAUGCCGAGGUUCCCAAGCUGCUCACCCCGAGGGGUCCAAGUGGGACUGCUUGGUGUCCCCUGCAUGCUGCACUGUGACACUUGCAGAAGGAGGGGGUCUGCCCGACUCCGGGACAGCCUCUCCUUGGGCCACGUGUCUCCCGAAAGCCUGGUAAACCUGGCUUUUCCGGCUUUGCGUGAAGUCUCGUCAGAAUGCUGCUUUGUAAGCUUCACCCUGUCUUUCCACCCUAAAACCUACAAGAUUUGAGGCAAUGGGGUCUUGUUUCUAUUCCUUGCAACUGAAAAACACAGCGUGCCAUUGUUUCUGGUUGCCAAGCUCUGGUAAGUGGCUGCUUGUGAGCAGGAACGAGGGCGCCGAAGCAAGAAAUGGUCGUUCCCCCCAAAUUGCAUAAGACCCGGCAAGGCGCCUUCAGGCAGAUCUGCCCUGAAAUUGUUCUUCCAGCCAUCCCCAUAAAGGGUGCGCCCCAGUGCUUCAGGGAGAAGAUACAGAAACCGGCACCAGAACCCAUUAUGUGGCCUUGACAGACUCCUAACUAUGUCUGUGUAGAACGAGUUUCAUCCCAGAAUGUGGGUUCUGUCCUCAGCAAAUUCUCCCAUCGUGUUUAUAAAUUUCCGAGCUCAAGAGCCCCCUGAGGUCAUUGUUCUGUGCAGCAUCGAUGCCUGGAUGGAUGAUUCUAGUCAAGCUCUGGACAUUUAAAUUGGGCAAAAUCGGGAGAAUUCAUCCUUGAAGAAUGGGGUCUAGGCAUUUAGCGGGAACUUCUUGAACGAAGAAGCCGUGAGUGAUGGUUCCCUCAGCUUAUUUUUGAGAAAAGAUCUCAUGGGUAGCAGAAAUUCCAGGUCAGGGUUAACUGAGUUUAACUGCUUUAUGAGCCGUGUGACCCUGAGCAAAUUAUUUAAUCAUUUUGAGCCUCUGUUUUCUCAUCUGUAAAAUGAGGACAUAAUAGCCUUUCCUUGAAUCACAGAUCAUCAAAUUAGAUAAUGCUUAAGAGCGAGUACUCUGAAAACAGUAAAGCAUCACAAAAAUAAACAACGAUUUAACCUUGUUUAAAAUGGGUUGAUCUGAUUCACUCUUCUAGCUGGUAUACCCAUGGGAGUCUAUGGAUGGAAAGGGAAACCUCUGAAACACUGUAAUACAGAUACAAAUAUUACCGUUUAUUGAAUUUCUUUCUCCAGUUACAAACAUAUGAACAUUGUAGAAGAUUCAAAAAAUAGAAGCAUGACACAAAGAAAAUAAAACCUACACGUCCUCUCACAACUAAAAGACAAUUAUUAUUCACUUUUUGGGGUAUAUCUUUGUAGUCAUUUUUGUAUGCUAAUUUGGAAUCCUACUGAACAUACUGUUUUCACAUAAACUACUUCAUUGCUAUGUUUCUGCAAUUAUUAAAUAUCUUCUAUAACCUGA
Leopardus geoffroyi (Geoffroy's cat) is the source of this 4034-nucleotide messenger RNA. RefSeq names its product MIS18 kinetochore protein A (gene MIS18A). Bases 50 to 928 code for a protein of 292 amino acids. Gene Ontology annotation, biological process: CENP-A containing chromatin assembly; chromosome segregation. The record is from RefSeq and is a predicted model, not a curated record. The transcript has 6 exons. Lineage: Eukaryota; Metazoa; Chordata; Mammalia; Carnivora; Felidae. Gene Ontology annotation, cellular component: nucleus; chromosome, centromeric region; chromatin.